UGGAACUAGCAACACGUUAACAGAUGGAAAUUCCUGAUUCUAAGUACAAGUAUGGGAUUGUUGUGGAUUCAGGAUCCUCUGGAUCCCGACUUCAAGUAUACAGGUGGCCAGAUCCCAAGUAUGUUGCCAAAAAUACUAAGGAACCAUCGAUCCUCCAGUCCCCACCCAAGAUCACCCAAGAGCCAAACUGGUCAAUGAAAACCACACCUGGUAUAUCAACCUAUAGCAACAAGGUUAAGAAAAUAUGGCCAGAUCAUUUCAAGAAAUUGAUUAAGUUUGCUGAGGAAAUUGUGCCCAAAGAUAAGCAAUCAGAAACACCUAUUUUUGUUUUAGCUACUGCCGGUAUGAGACUCUUGACCCCCAAAGACCAGAAAAAGCUAUUGUCACAAACUUGUUUGGAGUUAAAGAAGAAUUCCAAGUUUGUGAUUCAUAACUGUGGAGACCACAUUCAAAUCAUUGACGGAGAAACAGAAGGGAUCUAUGGAUGGGUUGGUUUGAACUAUUUGAUGAAUCAGUUGGAGAAUUAUGAUGGCAAAGAUGCUGCUCACGAGUCAAUAGGUUUCAUGGACAUGGGAGGUGCUUCAACGCAAAUUGCGUUUGUGCCUUCAUAUGCGGAAGACAUUAAAGAACACAGAGAGGAUAUUUCUCGGGUAACGUUGAGGAAUGUUAACGGUCUAACCCAAGAAUGGAAUGUGUUUGUGGAAACCUGGUUGGGAUUCGGGGCUAACCAAGCACGCAAGAGGUACCUUUCCCAAUUGGUUGAGCUAUCGAAGAUCAAUUCGAACGUGGGAACCCUGUUGAAUGAUCCCUGCUUGCCUAAGAAUGCAGAGAUCUCCUACGAUCAUGAUGGAACCUCUUAUAAAAUCAGUGGUAUAGGAGACUACGAGAUGUGCAUAAGGACCAUUUACCCAUUGUUAAUGAAGAAUGUACCGUGUAAAGAAGAACCUUGUUUAUUCAAUGGUGUCCACGCUCCCAGGUUGAACUUUGAUAAAGACAAAUUUGUAGGUAUUUCUGAAUACUGGUACACUGCUAACGAUGUGUUUCAAAGUGGAGGCGAGUACAAUUACCGGAUUUUCAAUGAGCGAGUGAAGAAGUACUGUGAACUGAACUGGGCCGAUAUAUUGGAGAAUUCUGGUAAAGGUGAAUACUCAAAAUUGGAUCCAGAUAAGUUUUUGAAAGAUGCAUGUUUCAAAGCUAGUUGGGUUAUCAAUAUUCUACACGAAGGAUUUGAUUUACCCAGAUUAGACUUAGAAUUACCAAAGGAAGAUGUAGUUGAAGGAGAAGAGAAAGAGAUCACCAAGGUUCAUGUUCCUUUCAAAUCUACAGACGCCAUCGAUGGUAACGAGCUUUCUUGGACGUUAGGAAAGAUGCUCUUGUAUGCAUCUUCAGAGAUUCCCUCCAAAGAGAAGGAUGGUCUGAAUAUUGGUGUCUAUCCAAGUGAAAUAUCAGGAAAGAAGUUUGUUCCGGCUGGAGGGUUUAUUGAUGGCAAAGGGUACGAUAGUGAUGACGAUGACAAUGAUAAGGGAUUCUUGUUGCCGUUAUUGGUUUUUCUUUUGCUUAUGUUUUUGGUGUAUAACUUUGCCAAGGGCAAGGUGGCAUUUCCAAAGCACAGAAGGUUCAACCAAGCCAAAAAGCUAUUUUUUGAAAUGAUUCUGAAAGUCCCUGGUUUAAACAAUGUGUUGGAAGCCCAACUUCGCUAUAAUGAGCUCAAUCGCAACGAUAUGGAUAUAACCUUGGAAGAAGGAGCAUUGGGGUCCUCACAAUCUAGCCCGAACCUUACCCAACUUAGAACCCGAUCAGCUAUUAAUUUGAGCGAAGGAGAUAACUUUGCUGAAGGUACCAUUAACCCUCAGACAAACUUUUUGAAUAAACCGUUUGCUAUGCCUAAAAAGAGCCCAUUUUUCCAAUCCCAAAAUAACAGUAGAGAGUCUCUCCAAAGAAGCGUGAGCAAUAUGUCGGUACAAAAAUCUCGGAAUAUAGAUUGAGAAAAUUACAAAGACACCUACUUUUGUUUGAUUUGACUAAUUCAACUGAGAGGAUUAAACCAGAGAUAGACACUCACUUUAGCUAUAUUUGACUACUGCUAUCUAUGUUAUUCUUGCGGUUAUUUACUUGUUUGACUUGUUUACUGACGGUUCAGUAUAUCACUGCUUUGCCUGUGUUGAAGCCACAAAGCGAAAUGAGAUUGGCUCCAAGAGACUCGGUCGAGUUUGUUCUUGGAGGCGAAGAUAUUGCCAAAGCCGCCAAGUAUGCGCGUUACAAGAUUCCUGAAGUAGCUCAUGAGUGGAAGGACUCAUUUAAAACCAAGCUUGCUAAUAAGUUGUUAAACACAGGCAAAAACGAGCCCGACAUUGCACAGAAGCACACCAUUAUUAACUCAGAUUUAAUAGAACUCUUGGAAGAUGGCCAAUACCGUCUCAUCAAACAGAACGGAGACGUUCAAGUUGGUGAUAUGGAAGAUGAACCACCUCGGCGUCCACGGCCAAAGAGUCUUAAGACCAACCCCAAGGAUCUUGGCAUCAAGAAUCAUCAAGCAUUCAAGCAAAAAACUACUUACCAGGACCCAUUUGAAGCAUAAUGCUAGCCAUUCAUAGGUAUAACUACAUAGAUAUAAUAUAUUUGCAACCAAUUGAUUUUGCGA
Yamadazyma tenuis ATCC 10573 is the source of this 2641-nucleotide messenger RNA. The record is from RefSeq and is a predicted model, not a curated record. NCBI's taxonomy places the organism in Eukaryota, Fungi, Ascomycota, Pichiomycetes, Serinales, Debaryomycetaceae.